CGCCCGCAGGGCCGGGCGGGGCUGUGCUGCCAUCUGGAGCCGCUGCCGCCGGCGGCCACUGUCAGGGCGCGAGCGGCGGGAGCGCACGCAGGGCUGGAGCGAGUGCAGCCGCCGCCGCCGCCGACACCGCGGCACAUGGGCCGGCCCCGCCGCUGCCGUCGCCCCUAGCCCCAGCAGCCCUGGUCUCGCAGCCUCCUGCGGCUCUGGUCGCCCGACCAGCCAUGUCUCUCGGCGGAGCCUCCGAGCGCAGCGUCCCGGCCACCAAGAUUGAAAUUACCGUGUCCUGCCGGAACCUGCUAGACCUUGAUACCUUCUCCAAGUCCGACCCCAUGGUGGUGCUUUACACGCAGAGCCGGGCCAGCCAGGAGUGGCGGGAGUUCGGACGGACCGAGGUGAUUGAUAACACGCUGAACCCAGACUUCGUGCGCAAAUUCGUCCUCGACUAUUUCUUUGAGGAAAAGCAAAAUCUGCGCUUCGAUGUGUACAACGUGGACUCCAAAACCAACAUCUCCAAACCGGUGAGCAAACGUUUCCUCGAGGGUUGGCGGAGCGCACAGGAGGCACUUAGAUGUGUUCAACGACUCUUAGAACUCCUCCCAACCCUCGACCCAGACCCCAUCUUCUUCAGGCCCCCAACCCACCCUCCUGGUCCCUCUCCUCCUGCCCGAGUGUCCUGCCUGUGCCCCCUACUCACUGUUCCUCUUCCUUCUUGGCUGCCACUGCUGGGACCUGCAGAAGGAUUUCCUGGGACAAGCGUUCCUGGCCCUGGGAGAGGUGAUUGGAGGCCAGGGCAGCCGAGUAGAGCGAACCCUCACGACAUUGCCACCAUGCAGCUGUGUGCAAACAAGCUGGACAAGAAGGACUUCUUUGGGAAAUCAGACCCCUUCCUUGUGUUCUACAGGAGCAAUGAGGAUGGCACGUUCACCAUCUGCCACAAGACAGAGGUUGUGAAAAACACGCUGAAUCCUGUGUGGCAGCCCUUCAGCAUCCCUGUGCGGGCUCUGUGCAAUGGAGACUAUGACAGAACGGUGAAGAUUGAUGUGUACGACUGGGACCGGGAUGGAAGCCACGAUUUCAUUGGUGAGUUCACCACCAGCUACCGGGAGCUGAGCAAGGCCCAGAACCAGUUCACAGUAUAUGAGGUUCUUAACCCUCGGAAGAAAUGUAAGAAGAAGAAAUAUGUCAACUCAGGAACUGUGACGCUGCUCUCCUUCUCUGUGGACUCUGAAUUCACUUUUGUUGAUUACAUCAAGGGAGGGACACAGCUGAACUUCACAGUAGCUAUUGACUUCACGGCUUCCAAUGGGAAUCCUCUGCAGCCUACCUCCCUGCACUACAUGAGUCCCUACCAGCUCAGCGCCUAUGCCAUGGCCCUCAAGGCAGUGGGAGAGAUCAUCCAGGACUAUGACAGUGAUAAGCUCUUCCCAGCUUAUGGCUUUGGGGCCAAGCUGCCCCCAGAGGGACGGAUCUCCCACCAGUUCCCCCUGAACAACAAUGAUGAGGACCCCAACUGUGCGGGCAUCGAGGGUGUGCUGGAGAGCUAUUUCCAGAGCCUGCGCACAGUGCAGCUCUACGGGCCCACCUACUUUGCUCCUGUCAUCAACCAAGUGGCCAGGGCUGCAGCCAAGAUCUCUGAUGGCUCCCAGUACUAUGUUCUGCUCAUCAUCACUGAUGGGGUCAUCUCUGACAUGACGCAGACCAAGGAGGCCAUCGUCAGCGCCUCCUCAUUGCCCAUGUCUAUCAUUAUCGUCGGUGUAGGACCAGCCAUGUUUGAGGCAAUGGAAGAGUUGGACGGUGAUGAUGUGCGCGUGUCCUCUAGGGGACGCUACGCAGAGCGAGACAUCGUUCAGUUCGUCCCAUUCCGAGACUAUGUUGACCGGUCAGGGAACCAGGUGUUGAGCAUGGCCCGACUGGCCAAGGAUGUGCUGGCCGAGAUCCCGGAGCAGCUGCUGUCCUAUAUGCGCACCAGAGACAUCCAGCCUCGGCCCCCACCCCCUGCCAACCCCAGCCCGAUCCCAGCUCCAGAGCAGCCCUGAGGAUUCCACAUAUCCAGUGCCUCACAGUCUGCAAGCCUGCUCACCCACUGCUUCUGCUUUAAGCCAGAGGCACCUGGAACCCUGGACUUCACUGGGAGGGCCAACUUGGAGGAUCAGUGCUGGCUGACAAGCCCUCCGCCUCCUUGCCUGCAGAGGGCCUGGCACUAUCACCACCUCCCUGCCUUCAUGCCAAUAAUAAAGCUGAUCUUUAUUCCA
This is a messenger RNA of Gorilla gorilla gorilla (western lowland gorilla), 2252 nucleotides long. It is a transcript of the gene CPNE9, whose product is annotated as copine family member 9. The coding region runs from base 222 to 2036 and encodes 604 amino acids. The record is from RefSeq and is a predicted model, not a curated record. Gene Ontology annotation, cellular component: plasma membrane. The transcript is spliced from 19 exons. Gene Ontology annotation, molecular function: calcium-dependent phospholipid binding. NCBI's taxonomy places the organism in Eukaryota, Metazoa, Chordata, Mammalia, Primates, Hominidae. Gene Ontology annotation, biological process: cellular response to calcium ion.